Molecule: messenger RNA, 1125 nt
Organism: Tupaia belangeri chinensis (Chinese tree shrew)
Lineage: Eukaryota; Metazoa; Chordata; Mammalia; Scandentia; Tupaiidae
Gene: PSMD4
Product: proteasome 26S subunit ubiquitin receptor, non-ATPase 4
Biological process (GO): proteasome-mediated ubiquitin-dependent protein catabolic process
Cellular component (GO): proteasome regulatory particle, base subcomplex; cytosol; nucleus
Molecular function (GO): polyubiquitin modification-dependent protein binding
Source: RefSeq, a predicted model, not a curated record
AUGGUAUUGGAAAGCACUAUGGUUUGUGGGGACAAUAGUGAGUAUAUGUGGAAUGGGUACGUCUUACCUACCCGGCUGCAGGAUGCUGUCAACAUAGUGUGUCACUUGAAAUCCCACAACAACCCGGAAAAUAAUGUGGACCUUAUCACAGUCAGUGACUGUGAAGUGCUGACCAUGCUCACCCCCAACACCGGCCACGUCCUCUCCAAGCUCCACAUGUCCAGUCCAGGGCAAGAUCACUUUUGCACUGGCAUCCUUGUGGCCCACUUGGCACUGAAGCACCAGCAGGGCAAGAACCACAAGGUGUGCAUCAUCGCCUUCGUGGGGAGCCCCAUGGAGGACAGCGAAAAGGAUCUGGUGAAAUUGGCUAAAUGCCUCAAAAAGGAGAAAGUAAAUGUUGACAUCAUCAACUUUGGGGAAGAGGAGGUGAACAUGGAAGAGUGAACUGCCUUUGUAAACACUUUGAAUGGCAAAGAUGGAAGCAUUUCUCAUCUGGUGACAGUUCCUCCUGACCCCAGCUUGGCUGAUACUCUCAUCAGCUCUCUGAUUCUGGCUGGCGAGGGUGGUGCCAUGCUGGGUCUUGGUGCCAGUGACUUUGAAUUUGGAGUGGAUCCCAGUGCUGGUCCUGAGUUGACUCUGGCCCUUUGUUUCUCCAUGGAGGAGCAGCAGCAGUGGCGGGAGAAGACUCAGCAGGCAGCAGCUGCCUCUGCUGCUGAAACUGGGAUAGCUGCAGCUGGGGCUGAAGGUGAACGAGGCCUAGACAAUGCCCUGUUGAAGACGACCAUCAGCCAGCAGGAGUUUAGCUACAUGAGGCUCCCUGAACUGAGCAGUAUGACUGAGGCAGAGCAGAGUGCCUAGACCAUAGGGAUGUCCCUGUAGGGAGCAGAGUCUGGCCAGGCAGAAUCAGCAGAUCUUGAUGCCAGCUCAGCCAUGGACACAUCUGAGCCAACCAAGGGGUAGGAUGAUUAUGACAUGAGGCAGGACCUGGAGUUCCUUCAGAGUGUCCUAGAGAAACUUCUGGUUGUGGAUCCCAACAACAAAGUCAUUCAAAAUGCCAUGGGCUCUCUGGCCUCCCAGAUCAUGAAGGAUGGCAAGAAAGACAAGAAGGAGGAGUACAAGAAGUGA